This is a messenger RNA of Arabidopsis thaliana (thale cress), 912 nucleotides long. RefSeq lists its product as uncharacterized. Lineage: Eukaryota; Viridiplantae; Streptophyta; Magnoliopsida; Brassicales; Brassicaceae. The record is from RefSeq and is marked reviewed. The transcript has 3 exons. Bases 135 to 653 code for a protein of 172 amino acids.
CAUUAAUCUGUGUUCCAUUGUUACGAUUCGACCUUUUCUGCACAAUUUCUCUCAUCUAACCGAGCUUAUUUCUCUGUGAUCGAGAAAAGAUCAGCAAUUUUACUUUCCGAGCUUAAGCUUGAACUUGAACACCAAUGUCUAGUCUUGGGAACCAAUCGGAGAAGAACAGCAAUAACAAAUUUUCCGAUAAUGUUCCACUAGCUCAACACGAGAUUUGGAAAGAGAAAUAUGAGAGUUUGGUGACAGAGCACGAGAAUCUGGUGAAAGAACAUGAAACCCUAAUCAAAACACUCGAGCUUAUAGAGAAGCACGAAAUCACAUUAGAGGAUUUAGUGAAGAAGAAGCAGCGAGAAGCAUUGGUUGGGAAAGAAGAGAUUGAAAAGUUUGACAAGGAGAUUGGUGAAAGGAAGAAGAUGCAAGAGAUGCUUGAUAAGGAUCUUGAAUACUUAAAGUCUUGUGAAGAAACUGUGAUGAAUGGUAUGAGUUCAGGACCAAGUGGUGCAAGAGUUGCAGACAAACGUAAUGUGAACAAGUUUGAAUCACAAGAGGAUGUGAUAGAGAUUAGUGACGACGAUGAAAGAACCCAAAGUGAAAGCAAUGUAGGAAACUGUAACUCAUCACAUAAGAAUUUAGAGUACUCCUUCAUAUUGUGAUCAAGAUGUGGAGAUGGAGAAGCACAAUGUCAGAUGUGGUGGUGAAACUGGAAGUUUCAAAAUCUUUGGAAGUUAGUAGAAGUAGAUGACUAUGAGUCUCUCUGAUGGACUAGGAGGGUUGAUAAGAUAUGAAAGUUUGUAGUGUAACUGUGUAAUAAGUGAUUUAGCCCAACACAAAGUUGUAAGAGAAGCAGCUUGCAUCAUUAAUCUACUUUCAGAUUGUUCUAUAUAGUAACAACUAAACAAAAAUUGAAAUAAC